Penicillium subrubescens is the source of this 1935-nucleotide messenger RNA. RefSeq names its product tyrosyl-DNA phosphodiesterase 1. Gene Ontology annotation, biological process: double-strand break repair; single strand break repair. Gene Ontology annotation, molecular function: 3'-tyrosyl-DNA phosphodiesterase activity; single-stranded DNA binding; double-stranded DNA binding. The transcript has 4 exons. The record is from RefSeq and is a predicted model, not a curated record. Gene Ontology annotation, cellular component: nucleus. Lineage: Eukaryota; Fungi; Ascomycota; Eurotiomycetes; Eurotiales; Aspergillaceae. The coding region runs from base 1 to 1935 and encodes 644 amino acids.
AUGCCCCUAAUAUUGACCAGACUGUGGUAUCAGAGGUUCUCUGCAGCUCGACACGCGUUCUGCCAUUCGGAGCGAAUCAAACUCGAGCUCUGGAAUCAUCCAGCCUCUCUCACUUCAUUACACCACUCGCGGACUCUGGUUGGGAUCUCAAGCCCGUCUCAGAUGGAGCGCCCAGCCAAACGAGCACGGCUGUCACCGGACACAGCUACAGAAGAUGAGUCCCUACCAGGCCGAGUCUCUACGCCUUUGGUUUCUCUUCAUCGGUCUAUCACACCGCCGCCAAGGGCUCGUUCACAACCCCAAGUGGUGGCCAACUCCUUGUGUCCCGAUCUGAAGAGCGAUCAACUCGAGGGCGACAAGAGUCAAACAAUUGAGACUAGCUCUACAAGAGAGACCCAUCGUCUGAUCUCAUCUCCCAUCCAGCUCACACAUAUUCGUGAUUUUCUAGAGUCGAGAGGAUACAAUAUUGACACAGUCAAACUACGUGACAUCCUCGGCGACCCGAUGAUCCGAGAGUGUUGGCAGUUUAACUACCUCUUCGAUGUGGACUUCCUCAUGUCGAAUUUUGACGAGGAUGUCCGGAGCCUGGUGAAGGUGAAAGUGGUGCACGGAUCUUGGGAGCGAGAAUCUGCGAAUCGAGUUCGUGUGGAGGAAGCAUGUUCACGAUAUCCAAAUGUCGAGCCUAUCAUCGCGUACAUGCCUGAGCGGUUCGGGACGCAUCAUUCGAAGAUGAUGAUAAUUUUACGACAUGACGAUCUAGCCCAGGUCGUGAUUCAUACGGCAAACAUGAUCCAUGAAGACUGGUCCAAUAUGACUCAAGCAGCGUGGCGAUCUCCAUUACUUCCAUUGCAAAAGCUAGGUACCCCAGCAACAGCUUCUACGAAUCCAGAAUUUGCCACUGGAGCGCGAUUCAAGAGAGACCUACUGUCUUACCUCAAAGCGUACGGUCCGAAGAAAACAGGGCCACUGGUUCAGGAACUCAAUCGGUUUGAUUUCGACUCGGUUCGUGCAGCGCUUGUCGCGAGUACACCUUCCAAGCAGGUGUUCAGCAACCUUGAUUCUGAUAAAACUACGUUGUGGGGCUGGCCAGCACUAAGAGAUCUCAUGGGCCGCAUCCCAAUCCAAUCCCAAACCAAGAAGGCCAAUCAAAGUCCCACCGUGCAACCGCAUAUUGCCAUACAGAUAUCCUCAAUAGCCUCCCUCGGCCAGACAGACAAAUGGCUCAAAGGGAUAUUCUUCAAAGCUCUGGCCCCGACACCAAAAUCCUCGCCGCCAAAGUACUCCAUCAUAUUUCCUACCCCCGAUGAGAUCCGCCGCUCGCUAGAGGGGUAUGGCUCGGGUGGCUCAAUCCACAUGAAAACACAGAGCGCUCCACAACAGAAACAACUACAAUACAUGCGGCCACAUCUCUGCCACUGGGCCGGCGACGGGGGGUCAUCUACAUCUAACUGUAUCGACCUAUCGGGAGAAACACCUCUAAAGCGAGAGGCUGGUCGGGCUCGGGCGGCUCCUCACAUCAAGACGUAUAUUCGGUAUACGAAUGCGGAGACUUUGGAUAGCAUUGACUGGGCGAUGGUCACAUCGGCGAAUUUAUCCACGCAAGCCUGGGGCGCGGCGGUGAAUCCGAGUGGUGAGGUGAGGAUUUCGAGCUGGGAGAUUGGGGUUGUUGUUUGGCCGGAGCUAUUUCUGGAUGGGAAGACCACCAAAACGGAGGGAGCAGGUUCGGCGACUGCGCUGAUGGUACCUUGCUUCAAACGCGAUCAGCCUGAUGGCCCUCCGCCGGACAGUGUGGCCUCGGAUGAGGCCCUGACCGUAGUUGGCUUCCGGAUGCCGUAUGACCUCCCGCUGACGCCGUACAGCGCCUCGGAUGAACCGUGGUGUGCAACAGCAUCGCACCACACGCCGGACUGGCGCGGACAAAGCUGGAUAAACUGA